AUGGAAGCUGAAACAUGUACCUGCAGUACCUGCAUCAUUUCAAGUCAUUUGAAGUGCGCCUGGUUCAUCUCCUUGGCACAUAUUGUCAUCGGAAUGUUGUUGUUCGUACUUGGAAUCUUAGAUCGACUCUACCACGAGUAUUGGAUAGAGCAAUUGUACGUUGCAGUCUUUUGUGGAGUUGUGGUAGGUUCGUACUUGCCAAAUAAUAAAGCUUAGACUUAAGCUUACAUAUUUCAGAUAUUUCCGUUUACAGCUAUACGGCUACCUUAUAUAACUCUCACUUAAUUUCGCAAUUUCGCGAGUAUAAAAUUUAGCAAUUAAUUGUUAGAUGGGGCUGUGAUCUGAAGUGUAAUAGGCCUCGGCAGAUAAACACCUAGAUCUCCAACUUCAUUCUUUAGGAUUCAUACUCAGCCUCAUCCCCCGGAAGGGGGCGAGGAGUGAGGGGGGGGGUACUCGCUUUGAUGGCCUAUACGGAGAGGCUCCGCCCGAAAGGAGUACCUUUUUCAGGCUUCAGGGGCCCGUUUCUCGAAAGUCCCGAUAAUUAACAGGCCCGUAAAGCUGUUGUUGUUUACAUGCAAGAUAGAAGUUUCAAUAGUUUUGCAUCCAACAUGAUAAAACUAUGAGUUAAUGAAACAAAAUGGAGCAGUUUGUUAGCCAGGACCAGCGCUCUUAUAUACCUGCCAACUUUUUCUGAGAUAUAAGCAUGAGAUUUUUAUCCUGGGAGUGCUGGGAUUUUUGAAGACGACACGAUCAUUUCCGAAGACUCCUGAAGAAGUCCGAAGUCUUCCGAAGAAGUCCGAAGUCCUCCGGAGACGUCCGAAGACGUCCGAAGUCUUAGGACGCGCAUAAACGCGAGCUCGCUGUCAGUUCUUUUCACUUCAAAAAUCAGAGAUCGCGAGGAAGGUAUUGUCAUUUAUUCAUUUUACACAUGGUUUUCGUUCCUUACAUGGGUCUGAGUUAACAUAUUUUUGGAAAUUGUAACAAGCAAGAUGGCAACAACUCACAUUUUUCAAUCAGGCGUGAGAAAUUGGCCCGCAAGUGUGAGCCGGCAUGAGAUAGAAGUUUUCAACCUGCAGGCGUGAGAGUUGGCAGGUAUACUGUUAUUCUUUGUAUUUUGAUUUGAAAAUUUGAUUUCAGGCCCGUAAAGUUACCGGGACUUUCGAGAAACGGACCCCAGGUAUAUGAAAGGAGAGGGAUUUCACUAGUUGAACUUUAUAAAAGGGUAGAUAAAUCUACCAUUUGGGUCUGUACUAGGGCCCACAAGGGCUAAAAGAUGAAUUUUAUGGCUUUAAAAAGUCGAGAAAACGUUCUAUUUUUGUGAUUAGUUCUUAUUUAAAAGACAGUGCAUUUACAGCAGUUAAAAUGGAUGCAAAGUUCUUAACAAGAUAUGUGAAACGAGUGCCAUUUAUCAAUAGAGGAUAUACAAAAGGGGUACCUUUUUCGUGAAAAAUGGAAUAUAAAAGGGUAAGAGGUUGGACCUCGGGGCACCCGGGGGCCUCAUCCAAUAAUUGCUGUCCGUAAUCCGGAUUCUGUAAUCUGGUAAAGUUUUGUUUCUGAAAUCCGGAAUCCAGGAAGUUUCUCUUGUGGAAUCUGGAAUCUUGCCUUAGGACUCUGGAAUACAGCAUUAGAUACCAAAUAAAUGAUUGGAAUCCGGAAUCCAGUUCCUUGGAAUGCCGGAAUCCACAUCAUGGAAUCAAGAAUUCAAGACUGUCUUGCAUUUCCUUACAUGGGGAGACCCCAAGGUGACAGCAUGUAUAACCCCAGGGGGGUGGGGUUACUCCCUACCAUGGCUUAUUUCAGGAGGUGCCCCUUUCAUUCUUCAGGUAUAUUACUACAUAAAGGGUAUGGAAAUCUGUCUUUUUUUUUUGUCUGUAAAAUGCAUUUUAUGGCUGUGAAAAAGGUGAGAAAAUGUUCUGGUUUUGUGAUUUAUUGAUGUUUAAAAGCCAGUGCAUUUUGUGCCCUUAAAAGGCAAUGAAAUGAAAGUUUUAAUCUACAUACAACUCAUGACCGUUAGAACUUGGGUCAGUUGAAGUGCUUGGUGCGAAGCCUCUGCUUACAAAACUUUAUUGAGUACCUCAAGAUCCUGGGGUAUAAGCGCUGUGCAGAAUUUUAAACUGUAGGACUUCUCUCGGUUAUACGCAGUGUCAUACAUCAACACAGGCUCACAGAUUUGAAUGUAAAUUUUUCAAUAACAGUCAAGGGUGUCAUGCAUUGUGCUUAUUUGAACAUCUCAAGUUUUUUUAGGUAUCUGCAUUUAGAGUGAAGGAGGAACUAGGUACAAAGCAAAUAAAUAGGUUAUCAUUCUAAACCCUUGAUUACUAACCCACCAAAAUCAUCUCUCACUCUUACAAUCUCUUCAUCCUGGCUGAGACAUACAUGUAAGGCUACAGUGAAACAUCACCAAUCAAUAAGGCCAAUCCUUCUCUGUCUUUUCUUAAUGAAUCCUUAAUCAUAAACAUUUUUUUUACAGAUGUGCAUUACAGGAGGUCUGGGAAUUCUAGCUAGAAAGAAUGCGAGAGAUAUGACAUGCUGUAGCCGCAAGAGCUUGGUAGGUUGACAAAUAAAAACAUACUGUAAAAUUUAGGUCCAUUAAGAUGGUACGAUUUUUGCUUACGAAAUCCAAGAGAUUCAAACUUUUAAAUCGUUGACUCACUGACACUUAUCAGGGGCAGAUCUAGGGGGAGGGUGCAGGGGGUGUGCACCCCCCCCCCUGAGAUGACCUGUGGUUUGCUAAUACAACUGGUAUUCUGCAAAAAAAAAACUAUGUGGUUUAUUGGUGUUGAAGAGAGCAAGAGACGAGGGUACCCCCUCCUAAAAAAAAUCCUCGAUCCGCCCCUGCUUAUUUCUUACGUCCAAAUGUCAGUGACUGUCAACAACCGUCCUAAUUUUAGGACUAGACUCACCAGGAUAAUAAUGCUCCACCUACUUAAUCUAUUUCCAGGCUGGAACAUUCUUAAGCUUUGUCAUUUUCUCAAGUGUGUUUGGUGGUGUAGUCUUUGUUAGCUAUGGCUUUGCCACUGCAAUCCGAUGGGGUACUGGUGAUGGAGGUAAUUACGAAAUCUGUGAUGCACUUUGUAAAUCACAAAAUGCUAUUGGAUUUAGCAUCCCGAUACUCGGCCUUUUUGGGUGUAUUAUUGGAUGUGCAGGAUGCUGCUGUGUUACGACAUCUUCUGGUCAGGUAAUAAAAAGAAUGUUAAAACUAGUGUGUGCAAUUUCCCAGAAUAUUUGUAUUUUUUUUCUGUAGCUUGGAUAAUAUCCCUGCAAUUUAUAGUCUCAACAUUUAAUUUAAGUAAAAGUAAUGAGUAACUUGUUCUUUUUCUGUAAUAAAAUAUAAAAAAGCGUGUCAUAUUUUUUUACCAGGCUGAACUAAUUUCAAGCUCUCCCAACGUUUCUGGUGGUCACCCCCAGACUGCGUCUAUGCCUCCUCAAAGUAUUGCCCAGGAAACCCGCCUGCCUCCAACCUAUGGUGUUGACACCCAACAUGGUUCCCAGGAUCCUGAUCUCCUACUUGUCCCCUUGGCGACGACUCCAGUACCUCCUCAGGAAACUGGCCGGCCUCCACCUUAUACCGGUGACACCCAAACUUGUUCCCAGGGUCCUGAUCUCUUGCUCGUUCCGUUAGAGGCUACUCCGAUCCCUCCUCAGGAAAUUGACCCACCUCCACCUUAUCAUCAAAUUUCCACGACUGAAUCUGUCAUAAGGAGCUCGCAUGAUGGAGAUCAACCUCCUCCCUAUAGUAUGUGUACAGAACAACAAGUAAGAGUAAAAUAUUUCGUGUCAUUGUUCAGGAAGCGUAUAAAUACUCUACCAUGUCAAGUGGACUUGCUCACUAAAUUCGGGACUUUUUAUUUAAAACCAAUUGCACACUUUUUCCUAAUUAGUUUUCUUAUCAUUUUAUCAGAUUUUAUAUAGUUCUUCCACAAUUAAGGUUAAUUAUAAAGCCUUAACCAUUCUUGUAGAUCGCAAAAAAAAAAAAUCUUGAAAAGCGGUUUAAAUCGAGCCAGCUUACAUUUCCAGGAGGUAAAAUGCGGCUCUGAGGUCUUUUAAUUCAUACUGUGUCAAACUCUUUUGAUUCAGUUGCUAAAUCUUACUAAUGUAUUUUUUCCUUUUUCUAGCAUCCUGUAAUGACUUACGUGUGAAGUUGGAGUCUCCAGUUCUUACUAACAAUUAAUCUUCAUCAUCUACUAAUGUAACGUUCCGGCAAACUUUCUCAUGCCACUCUUGGCGCGCUAAUUGAUGAAAAUCUAAAGCCCCUGCAAAUGGACGCACCGUUGUAGACCAACAACUCCCAACGUUGUUGGAUGUUAUAUGUUGCGUCCGUUUGCACACCCUGUUGCGUGUUGCUGGGAGUCAUUAUGUCGUGCAAAGUUUGAAACCGGUCAAACCUUUAUCCCCGUGCUAACAAACGCCACGAUACUACAAUGUAUAUCAAAUGACUUGGGGUAACAAAACCUUGAAACCAAACAUCUCAUUCAUAAGGCAGUGAUGGUGCGUAGCCUUGCGCCUGAUUACCUGUCUCUAAAAUUUAUACGACGACGCAGCAAAAUAUUUAAAUCCUAUAAGCUUGCUGUCCCCUUGCCACGGACUCAUUCCUAUAGAAAUAGCUUCUGCUAAAGCGCGGCUGUUCUGUGGAACAACUUUCCCUCUGAUGUAACACAAGCAAAAUCUUUUGCUAGCUUUCGGCAGCAGGCCUUGUUGUAUAAUAGUAGG
Porites lobata is the source of this 4710-nucleotide messenger RNA. Lineage: Eukaryota; Metazoa; Cnidaria; Anthozoa; Scleractinia; Poritidae. The record is from the annotation of a GenBank genome assembly.